AUGAAUAUGUUGGAUGAUGAAGAUGACCAAAGCUUUCACGCUACGCGUGACGGCUACUCCCAUUUGAGCGAUGUCGAAUGGGAUGCGGUUGAACGAAUGGGUUCGACCAUGGGCAUCCAUGCUGUUAGCGUCAUGCUAGAGGCUCUCAAUAGAGAUGCCCAACAUGCUACUAUCGCCAAGUUCAUUCAAAAUGAACUUGACGCAGAACGCGAGAAAGUAGCCUUGCUUCACCAACAAGGUUCUCAACAAGCAGAGUUGUUGAGAGAACAGGGUGCUCAACAGUUCGAACUGUUGAGACAGCAGCAGGCUGCUGCUGGCGGGUCGAUGCACUCGCGUCGACCCGAAACCUUGACGAUUGACAUCUCCAAGUAUAGGGGGGUCAAAGAAGACUCCCUCUUGAGAUGGUUCGUCGAAUUGGAUGACGCCAUAAGGGCGCGUCGCAUCGACGACGGGGAUAUGCAAGUUGCAUUUGCCCAGUCAAAUCUGGCAGGACGUGCCAAGACUUGGGCACUGGGGCUCAAGUUGCACGACCCAUAUGCGUUUGGGUCGUUGGAAGUCUUCAAGUCGCGGCUCAGACAAACGUUUGAACCGCCUAGAGCUGAGUUCAGGGCUCGAACCGAACUCUUGAAGCUCAAGCAGGGUAAGCGUGAUGUGCACGCUUACGCUCAACAUAUACGACAUCUCACGAGUUGUAUAAGUUCCAAUCCGGUGGAUGAACACACGUUGGUUUCGGUGUUCAUGCAGGGUCUUGCGGAUGGUCCCGUCAAGACUCACCUGUUCCGGCUUGAACUAGAUUCACUAGAACAAGCCAUUUCCAUUGCGGAGCAGGAAGACUUCAGUCUGAGACAGGCUCGCGCCAGCUCGACAUCAUAUCGUCAACCGAGACGAUAUGACAACGGAGGUCCAGAGCCGAUGGAACUCUGUUAUGUAGAGAGCGAGAAGGCUCGCUCUACAGGCUACAAGAAGUUGCAGAGAUGCAACAGAUGUCAAAAGACAGGACACUACGCUUACGAGUGUAGUGCCCCUCGUCCAGUGUCUCGCGAUACUGGGCGUAGUGACCGUCCACCCAUGAGAAAGGGACUGGGACAAAGAUGUAUCCCUAGCGGGGAACAUCUAGAAGAGAAACAAUCGAUCGCUCAGGUUAAGCGAAACGAUAAUCCUAGAUCGACUGGAGAGUCUUUCGUAGAGGAUCUCGCUGUGGUUGCGCAACCCCAGCUAGAGGAAGUAAAGGAAAUAAGUCCCAAAAUUACAAAUACGGCGGAAAUAAGUUCCCCGAAACCCGCGGGAAUAAGUCCCCGGGGAGCCGAAGGAAUAAGUCCUUCGAAGCCUGAGGGAAUAAGUCCCCAGGAAAUGACAGAGACAUUGAAUGUCAUAGUCAAUAACGGAUCAAGUGUAGGCGCUUAUACACUUGAUCUGAUUGCGCCUCCGAAGUUAACUUCGGAGAUCACUCAGUUGCCAACGCUCGAACAUAAAAGGUUCUUGCGUGAUCUGCGUAGUGGCAAAGUCAAGCAGAUCUGCAUACUCGUCGCUGACAACGAGUGUGUAACCGACACAAGGUCAGCAGCAGUGUUUACUGAGAACGAGAGAGUUCUCAGUAGUUCAUCUAUGGACGAGAGUGUCCUAGAUGAAAAGACACGAAUUGAGCGAUAUGACUCCCAAUCGUGGGAAUCGCUCAAGGAAAAUCCUCUCUAUGAAGAUUUGGUUGAAUUCAAGGAUGUAUUCCCUGAAACUGUUCCGUGCAAAUUACCGAAGGAUAAAGGUAUUCGACACGAGGUCGAGCUUAAACCAGGCUCGAAGUACUGUGUCAUGAAGCAGUGGCCACUGCCUCGUGAACAAGUACUUGCGAUCGACAAGUUCUUUGCCGAUCGUUUAGCUGCGGGCCAUGUGAGGGAAUCAACUUCCCCACAUAGCUCUCCGACCUUCUGUGUGUGA
Messenger RNA from Peronospora matthiolae, 1932 nucleotides. The record is from the annotation of a GenBank genome assembly. NCBI's taxonomy places the organism in Eukaryota, Oomycota, Peronosporomycetes, Peronosporales, Peronosporaceae.